GUGUUCCUAACGGGGACAAGAAAAGGAAUGCCUGUACUAGCGAGGAGUCUUCGUGUCCCAGAGUGGUGCCCACCCUAAAGGGCAGGGUUCCUCGGUCCGCCUAGCCCUUUUUCAUUUCGUAUGGAGACAGGCAGCUUGGUAGUCAGCUCUCCCAUCUCUUGAUCUAUACAGCAGCCUGGAAGGGCGCGACACCAGACGUCUGAUGUCUCUCGCCUCGGAGAGCCCCUCGCUCUGAUCCCCGCACCCUUUUACACUCCUCCGCCCCCCGCCUCCCAGGGCAGAAGGGCGAACAGGGGCAGACCAUGAGUCACGGCCCGGGCCUGGAAUGGAGGAGGGAAGCGCCGCCUCCCCUAAGGCCCCUUCUCUCCCCCGUUGGCCCUGCCCGCGGGUUCCUGCCUCUCCAGAUGCUGCGCCGCAAUCACUGAGUCUCCAUCACCAGUUCCGCUGGGCCGCGGGCUCCUGCAGGCUCCCCGUGGCCGCGAGUGAUCGUCGGGACCCCCCGGCCGCGCGUGAUUGUGGGGUCUCCACGGGCCCGGGAGGCAGGGGCGGAUCAGAGCUCGGCGCCGUCUCGGGGCGCCCCGCAAGGCCGCAGGCGAGAUGAACCUCCUGGCACCCGUGCGGAGGGACCGCGUCCUGGCGGAGCUGCCCCAGUGCCUGAGGAAGGAGGCCGCUUUGCACGUGCACAAAGACUUCCACCCCCGAGUCACCUGCGCCUGCCAGGAGCACCGGACAGGCACCGUGGGCAGAUUUAAGAUCUCCAAGGUCAUUGUUGUGGGCGACCUGUCGGUGGGGAAGACUUGCCUCAUUAAUAGGUUCUGCAAAGACACCUUCGAUAAAAAUUACAAGGCCACCAUCGGAGUGGAUUUUGAGAUGGAACGAUUUGAGGUGUUGGGGGUCCCCUUCAGUCUCCAGCUUUGGGACACUGCUGGACAGGAGAGGUUUAAAUGCAUUGCAUCAACAUACUACCGAGGAGCUCAAGCGAUCAUCAUUGUCUUCAACCUAAAUGAUGUGGCAUCCCUGGAACAUACCAAGCAAUGGCUUGCUGAUGCUCUCAAGGAGAAUGACCCUUCCAGUGUGCUCCUCUUCCUCGUGGGUUCCAAGAAGGACCUGAGUACGCCUGCUCAGUACGCACUCAUGGAGAAAGAUGCCCUGAAGGUGGCUCAAGAGAUUAAGGCUGAGUACUGGGCAGUGUCAUCUCUCUCUGGUGAAAAUGUCCGGGAAUUCUUCUUCCGCGUGGCAGCACUGACCUUUGAGGCCAAUGUCCUGGCUGAGCUGGAGAAAUCAGGCGCCCGGCGCAUUGGGGAUGUUGUCCGCAUCAACAGCGAUGACAGCAACCUCUACCUAACUGCCAGCAGGAAGAAGCCCACAUGCUGCCCCGGAGGGUAAAGUUGUCCAGAGUUGGUCUGGGGAUCUAUCUCAGUGGCACGAGUGCCUGCUUGGCAAGUGCAAGGUCCUGAGUUUGAUUCCUAGUACAAAAAAAAAAAGAGAUUGUCCAGAAACUGCAGUCCUGGAGCACUGUGCCUCCCUAACUUCAGAGAUUGACCUCUGGACAUUUGCAUCUGAUUUUUUUCAAGACCAAAGAGCUGCCCUUGGUGGCAGGACCCCCAGAGGGGCAGUUGGGACCAGGCUAGUCACUUCCUGCCCUCAGGCAUCAUGCCAAAGACUGAAUGCCCUCCCACCCCUCUGGAGGUUCUCAUGCCAGGGGAACAGUGUCCCUGGUGCUUUUGCUCAGCCUUUGUGUAUGAAGAUGCCGAAUGCGAUUCCAGCCCAACACUGUGCCUUAUGCAUUAAAAUCUUUGUCAGCA
Messenger RNA from Chinchilla lanigera (long-tailed chinchilla), 1805 nucleotides. RefSeq names its product RAB34, member RAS oncogene family (gene Rab34). Gene Ontology annotation, molecular function: GTP binding; GTPase activity. The transcript is spliced from 11 exons. The record is from RefSeq and is a predicted model, not a curated record. Lineage: Eukaryota; Metazoa; Chordata; Mammalia; Rodentia; Chinchillidae. Bases 598 to 1386 code for a protein of 262 amino acids. Gene Ontology annotation, biological process: phagosome-lysosome fusion; endocytosis.